This is a messenger RNA of Wyeomyia smithii (pitcher-plant mosquito), 1631 nucleotides long. RefSeq lists its product as uncharacterized. The coding region runs from base 248 to 1480 and encodes 410 amino acids. NCBI's taxonomy places the organism in Eukaryota, Metazoa, Arthropoda, Insecta, Diptera, Culicidae. The record is from RefSeq and is a predicted model, not a curated record. The transcript has 4 exons. Gene Ontology annotation, cellular component: extracellular matrix.
GUGGACUUCCGCAAACAAGAAGACGAUUCCGAUUUGGGCGGUCCCGGUGGUAGUCAGUGGAUUACUUUGGUUCAGGUGUGGCACGUGCUGGUGUCAACUCGGGUUCGCUGUGUUGCUUUAGUGUAAAGUGAAUAAGGUUUUUGUGACGCUGACAGUAAUCGCUGCACGGUUGAUGGGAUUAACCGCGCGAUUGUGUGCCUUUUGAAACGUGAACUGCUUCCUGUUAUUUUGAACAAAAUAAUUGGUGAUGAUGCGGCUAUCAAUUGCAAUUGUAUUCACCUCACUGGCAAUCGCCUGCACGUAUGCCAUCGAAGUGCACUCGACGAAACAUCGCACCGCCAGAUAUGUGCGCCAAUAUCCGUCGUAUUUCGGCCCACGGUUUCAGUCGAUCGAGUACCCAUCGUACAACAUUCCCAAUCCCUACGGACCUGGAACGUAUGCAUUUGGAUAUGAGAUUGAUGAUCCGACAACGGGAAAUGUACAAUUUCGCGACGAAGAGAAGCUACAAAAUGGUACCGUUCGUGGUUCAUACGGGUAUCUGCAACCGGAUGGUAGCGUAGUGAUCACGAAAUUCAAUGCAGAUGAAUUUGGUUAUCGUGCGAAUACCGAGAUCAAACGGGCAGACGGUCAGCUUAUCGCCACAAUCCCGGGGCACUUUACCCCUGUAGAAUCUCAGGGUAACUCCAUUGAUCGGCCCAUUGGAGCAGCGGCCAAUCCAUAUCCCCAAUUCAGCUCACCACCGACGUACAAUCCUGUACUGAGCCCAAAUUAUGUCGAUCCCCAGUACACCAGUGCCAUACUGAGUCACAUCAAAAAUCAACAAUUUUACCCAUCACAAGGACUAGUCCACUAUCCAUACGGGUCACCCUCAUACGACGUUCCAUCCAAUGGAAACUUUUUCAGCAACUACUUCGGACAAAUCCCAACGAUUCCAAAUCCCCUGACAACUUUUCCUGCUAUUCUACCGCAGGACAAUGCAUUCAACUCCUUUGCCAGCAAUUUCCAAAACGGCUUCCAGCAGUUCACUCAAAACAAUCCCUUUGGCAACUUUAUAAACACUGCCCAAUCGCAGUUCGGUCAAUACAUUCCACAGGGCAACCCAUUCGCCAGUUGGUUCAACCCAAACAGCAUCCAGUCUUCCCAAUACGGAUCAGCUUUCAAUAGACCUGGUGCCUACGCCGAUACGGGAAUUCCCCCGAACGGUGUCUUCGGCGAUAUGCCCGUGCAGCUGGGAAUGAUGGGAAACCGGAUCCCAACGACAAAGCGCAGGGGCAUUACCACCACCAGAAGAAAAAAUGGUUACAAGACACGGGACGGAACGGAAGAUUGGUUGGAUGAGUUUCUGGAGAGCCGAAAGCGGGAAGUGUUCUACGGACUGACAACGACGACUACGACUACACCACCGACGCCGUCAGCGACGGCAACAACGAAAAAUGGUGUCGGAACUGCUGCCGUUGUUGGAAGCAAUCGAAUGCGAUAAUUUGUAAGAUGUAAGUAAUUAAUUCGUCUUAUGUGUAGUAAUUUAUUUGAGUGUAAUAUAAUUUAUUAUAACUUACGGACUGCAAAUGAUUGCGCAUCACUAACGGAAAGCUAAUAAAAUAUCCGGAGCUUGACGACUAAUUAGAAGAGUA